UCUGGGCGCUGGGCGCGCUCGGUUGAACGGCGGUUGGUGGCGGUUCGGCGGCGGAGGAGGCGAUCCCACCGCCCCGACGGCGCCCCAUGGCCGACCCCGACCCCGAGGAGCUGCGGGCUGCUUCGCCUUCGUCUUCGCCGCCCUCGUCGCCGUCGUCUUCGGACGCGUCUGCGGGGUCGUCCCCCGGCGUCCCCCGGAGUUUGGACUGGCCGCUGCCGAGCAGGCUCGCAGGCCGCGCGCUGGACCCGCUGCAAGAAGUGGAGAUGCGGAUCGGAGACGCAGCGUUUUCGUUAACCAAGCUUGUUGAGGCCACAUCUGCAGUAUCAGCUCAAGUUGACGCACUUGCCUUCAAAUGUACAGAAAACGCACGAUUCCUUAAAACCUGGCGGGACCUUUUGAAAGAAGGCUAUGAUUCUUUGAAGCCUGACAACUGAUUUCUCUGUGGAACAGACCCUGUUUCCUCACUUAAGAUAUUUGCACUCACGCACCAUGUUAUAGGAUAGUCUUUUGUAGCAGUUCUGUAUAUGCAGAAAGAAAAUGCUUCUUUGGUUUGCUUCACUUUUGUGAAAGAAGAAUAUAAAUAUUAUUUUUUAUAUUGGCCCAUUUUUAUCUUUACACAAUUUCUUUUAAACUUCCAUAGACUCCUUUGUGAAAGUUACUUCAACAGUAGCUAAUCUUGAUAGUGCCAUAAUGCUUUCAGUAGCAAAAUAGGCAGACCAGUGCUCGUUUUUCAAGAAGAUGCCAAAAAAUGGCAAAGUUCAAGGCUGAGUUUAUUUUAUUGACCAAGGGAGGAAACUUUAAGGUUCACCAUUGUUGGGUCCAGCUUCUUGAACUUGGACCAAUGAUUGUGCUGAUUUCCUGUCCCUAAAAUUGUGUCAUACAACAUUUAUGAAAUGUUUGCUGAAUAAAAGUUGACAACAAUUAAAACCUAUUAUUUCCUUUGUGAUUUUAGCUUGGAGAUUGUUAAUAGUUUUUCUAAAAAAUUAUUUGAAUCGGAAUCACUUUGACUUGAAGGAAAAUGGUUGCCCUAAUUGAUUGUAGGUUUUUUAAGACAGAAUUUUUUUCCCUUCUGUGAUGUUUUCUGAAAAAUUUUUAAACUUCAAAAAGUGAGAUCCUAUCUGUAAAAGAAUGCAUGUUUCCCCCUGUUUACUUUUUGUUAGUUGUUUUUAUAAAUAAUGUUUCUUAUGUUUGUUAUUUUAUAUUUUCUUGAAGUAUUUUAUUAAAAUUACCACUUGAUAUUAUUUUGAACUUUGCAUGUUGUUUGUAAUUCUAAAACAAGUUAUCUUUUUUUAAAUACAUUUGAAUUUAAAUGAUGUGAUUGUUUUUGUAUUGUUUGACUUUAAUGAAAAGCUUCUAUUUUGCAUGCCCUGUAUCUUAAUAUUUCUUUUGUCUUCCCCUCUUUCCUCCCCACUCCAGUCUGUCUUUUAUAGUUUGUGUCAUACCUCAAGAGUUAAAUCAAUUCUCAAUAACUUGUGGGUAUCAUUGGUUUGGUAUCUUAAUGCUUUGUAGUAAUGGAAUAUAUAUAAAUAAAUAUAUGUAUGCAUAUAUACUAUAAUAUCCAGGAUUGUAUUCUAAAACCUACCACAUGGGUCUGAAAAGGAUGAAUGGGCAAAGAAAAAAUACUUUGUUUAGGUCAUAGUUCUUGAUUGUUUAUUGUUUUUUUUUACAGGGUAAGGACUUGGAGGUGGGGACUUAGCCAGACUGUAUGGGUCUGAAGUUUGAGUGCUCAGUUUGGAGAUUUGGUGUUCCUUGGUUAGUGGUGCUAAGGGCUAUUACUCCCCACAGCUCUGGGGGACCAUACCAUGCCGGAGAGACACACUCCAGUCCUUUGAGCUAUUUCCCAGCCCCUAUUUUUUAAAGUCAAAAAUAACAUAUUCUUGUAUUAUAUGUGGUAGAAAAAUAACGUGUUACAGAGAAACAAAAUGUGCUCUUAUACCAAAGAAAUGCUUAUCUCUUUAUAAAAAAUACUUUUGUGUUGUAAAAAUGGUAAUAUUUUAAAAUGUAGAAAAAAUAAA
Molecule: messenger RNA, 2015 nt
Organism: Sorex fumeus (smoky shrew)
Lineage: Eukaryota; Metazoa; Chordata; Mammalia; Eulipotyphla; Soricidae
Gene: CUNH4orf46
Product: chromosome unknown C4orf46 homolog
Exons: 2
Coding region: 87-434 (115 amino acids)
Source: RefSeq, a predicted model, not a curated record